CCGCCGACCCUUGUAAGAUAUGAUGAUAUCUCCGAUGUGCAUCAGCGCAAGGGAGAGCUCACAAAAACACCCCACGCCCGCCACGCCCUUUGGCGCGCAGAGAGUCAGGCUCACAGUCACACAGAGCAGAGCGAGUGUAAUACAUAGAUAGAUUCGAGAAUGGCACUCAAUCACACACCAGCUACAACAACGCUGAGGAACUUCCUCUGCACGGUAAUACCCAAAAACCCUCUCAAAACCCUCCAAAUCCCUUCUCUAUCCCCAUUUUCAUCUUCCAGGCCCAACACUUGGUUGAAAUGCUCGCUCGAUUCCAAUUACAACUACAACAGCAACAGCAACAGCAACAACAACAACAACAGCUACCAGGUGGCGUAUACUCGGCCGGCGGAGAUCCCGUGGAGGAAGGAGCACUGCAACACGGUGCAACUCAUCGGCAUCGUGGGCACCCCCGUCGAGAUGAAGCACUUGCCCUCCGGCAAAGCCCUCGCCUGGACCCGCCUCGCCGUCAAGAAGUCCUCCACCCUCACCUCCUGGAUCAAUUUGACGUUUUGGGAAGAGCUGGCGCAUAUUGCUUUUCAGCAUGUAGAGAAAGGCAACCAGAUAUACAUCUCUGGUCGUCUGGUCUCGGAUACAGUUGAGAGUGAUGAUGGAAAACAGCAGACCUACUACAAGGUAGUUGUUCAGCAACUUAAUUUUGUCGAAAGGAGCCUCUCAUCUUUGCCCUUGUAUGAUCAUGACUCAAGCUCCAUGAUGGCAGGUAAAAAAUUCGGAAAUAAUGCUGCAAGUAAUAUGGGUUCUAUAGAAGAAUCAUGGCAAGCUUUCUUUGCUAAUCCAGUGGAAUGGUGGGAUAAUAGGAAGAACAAGAAGAACCCAAAAUAUCCCGAUUUCAAGCACAAAGAUACUGGAGAAGCUUUAUGGGUAGAAGGCAGGUACAAUCCCCCAUGGGUGAAGUCCCAACUGGCAAUACUGGAUACAAGAAUGGGGUCUCUUUAUAGUCAGGACGCUGGGUUAGAUGCAAACUUAAUUUCUGCUGAUAAAUUUAUCUCAUUCUAAGUGCUUAUGAUGCUGAUCUUUCGGUAUUGAUGCCAAUGGAGUAGUUUCUCUGUAUAUUUUUGUCAUUUCACCUGAUGCUCAUAAAGAUGUGAAGAUGUUCAGAGAAUUUGUUGUAGAGUUUGCAGACUAUAAUAUGGAUUUUACAUGAUGUGCCAAUUAUUAAUCGCUCUAUAUUUACUUG
This is a messenger RNA of Corylus avellana, 1234 nucleotides long. RefSeq names its product protein OSB1, mitochondrial. Gene Ontology annotation, cellular component: mitochondrial nucleoid. Lineage: Eukaryota; Viridiplantae; Streptophyta; Magnoliopsida; Fagales; Betulaceae. Gene Ontology annotation, biological process: mitochondrial DNA replication; positive regulation of helicase activity. Gene Ontology annotation, molecular function: single-stranded DNA binding. The record is from RefSeq and is a predicted model, not a curated record.